GAUGUGAUGGCAAAGGCCUGCCCCUCUCAGGCCGACUCUAGCAAGUUCUCUACCUUGAGAGAAGCGAGUAGGAGGAGGAAGGAGGCAAGGCUGAGCCAUCUCUGAGGAAUGUGGCUUUGGCAGGACAUCCAGUGCUGCCCCGCUCCUCCCUCAGUCCCGCCCAGGGCUCCGGAGCCGGGCCGGGCUCCUCCUCCUCCAGGGGAAGGGCUCGGGGCAGGAAUCCCUUCCCUUUCACCACCCCAGGAGAAGCCCCAGAGCGUAGGGAAAUGCGUACGGCAGAAAGGGAGACAGAAGGCAGGGCUAGAGAAAGGGAACAGGAAAAAAGAGCUUCGACAAGCCAACUGCCCUUCGCUCAGGCCCCAGCGGAAAGGGGCAGAUACCCGGAGACUUCCCAGAGAGACUCGACCCACCAAAAAGCGCACCACGGCCGCGCAGCCCUUCCUUCAGCUCUGGAACCCAGCGCCCCACACCUCAACUGGGAGAACUGGUGACCUCUAGUGGCCCAUGACCAGUCUGCAGGGCCUGGGGCUGGCGGGGAUUCUCUGAGCCAAACUCUCCUCCUGGGCUCUAAUGCUGUUCCCCUGCCCACCCCACCUUCUGCCUUCACACUGCUGAGGGGUCCGUAGCCGACAAGGAAGAGCCCGUUUCUCA
This is a messenger RNA of Pongo pygmaeus (Bornean orangutan), 651 nucleotides long. RefSeq lists its product as uncharacterized. NCBI's taxonomy places the organism in Eukaryota, Metazoa, Chordata, Mammalia, Primates, Hominidae. The transcript has a single exon. The record is from RefSeq and is a predicted model, not a curated record. Bases 109 to 498 code for a protein of 129 amino acids.